GUCAGGCUUAUGUUAAAUGCCAUAUGUAUCAAGAUGCUUGCGAAUUGUGCACGUCUAUUUCUGAGCAAUAUGAACAAAGAAGCGGAAAAAAAGAAAUCACUUCAUUUCCCAGCAUGCUCCGGUGUAGGGCAUGCCUGUGAUGUCACAAUAAGUAUAUAUACGGCUACAGGGAAGAAUUUCUUCCUCCAUUGUUACAUUGUAACAAACGGGGCCGGGGAGAAACCGCAACGGGGAGAAAGGAUUCUUCUCGUUCCAACAUUUGCAACAUUUUGACACGAAUCUUAAGAAAGGGGGGGUGGAACAAAAGCAGCCACAUUCCGCGUUAAUGCGAGACAACAGCGAAAUAAGCACCGCCGACUGAACCCGCCCCGGUGAGAAAAAGGAUAAACGAACACAGAUGUCAGCGGAUUUCUCCAUCGCAAGCAAUUUUUUUUCGUUAUCAGGAAGAUAACGACAUUAGGCUCCCGUUACAUUAUUCAUGUUGCAUCGGAAAAUGUUGGGAAGUAAAACGCAGCUGAUCAUAUGACGUUCCCUCUUUCUGCAGUCUGUCCUUUUAAAUAGAAAGGCAUGCAACAUUUAAAUAAAACAUGCAGGUCUAACACACAGCUCCUGCUUUCUUUCUUCGCGAGACACCAGUGUGCAGAACAAUGAGCAUGGAGCCGAACUAUAGCCUCAUAUAGUCCGAUUUAAGUGUUGUAAAUUGACAGUCACGCAAGCUUUCGGACAGAUUACUUUAGGUUACCGUUGCACCAUCGGUUGCAGUCUGGAUACUCGGGUUUGACACACAAAAAAAGCAACUCAUAGGGCGUUGGAAGAUUGAUGUGCAGCUAACAUUGAAAAGGGACACGACCUCCGAGUUGGUUGGAAUAAGGGUCUCUGUUUCUGCCCCAGACACCACGUUUCCAUGGAGGCAGGUUCGUCCCUCAGCCUCAAACGAAGAUAUGAAGAGGUGGACAACAGCUCUCCAUUCUCCACACCUAAAGACUCAGAUGAUGACAUUUCCAGCAGUGACAGCGCUGAUAGCUGUGACAGCCUCAACCCCCCUUCCAGCACUGCAUUUACCCCCACCUCCAUCCUCAGACAGCACAAGCCGUCAUCGGGGGGAAAGCGAGUACGUUUUGAUGUGGUGACGGUGUAUUACUUCCCCCGGCGGCAAGGAUUCACCAGCGUGCCCAGCCAAGGGGGCAGCUCUCUGGGCAUGGCCCGUCACCACUCCUCCAUCAGGCACUACACGCUGGGCGAGUUUGCCCGCGAACAGGAAACAAGCCACCGGCACACGUUACGCCAGCACUUGCGCCAAGAGAAGCUCAACGCCCGCAAGAUGAAGCUGACGAGGAACGGCACGGUGGAGUGCGCUCAGGCAGACCUGCUGACUCUGGAGGACGUUUCGGAUGAGGACCUUGACGUGGACGAGGUGGAGGUGGACGACUGCUUCUUCCUUCAGCCGCUGCCCACAAAGCGCCGCCGAGCCCUCCUGCGAGCAUCUGGCAUCGCCCGCAUCGAUGCCCGGGAGAAAGCUGAGCUCCGAACCAUCCGCCUGUCGCGGGAGGAAUGCGGCUGCGACUGCCGCUUGUACUGCGACCCUCGACACUGUGGCUGCAGCCAGGCUGGCAUCAAGUGCCAGGUGGAUCGAAUGUCAUUCCCAUGUGGCUGCUCUCGGGACGGCUGCGGCAACGGAGCGGGCCGCAUCGAGUUCAACCCUCUACGUGUCAGAACUCACUACCUGCACACCAUCAUGAAGCUGGACCUGGAGAAAAGGAGGAUGCUGAUACAAGGGACUGGGGACCAGUAUGCUGAAUCUGACCAGAUGUCCUCCCCCUCCUCCACUUGCCCCACUUCUCCGGACCUAUCCUCCGUCGCUGGCCUGGAAUCUGAGCUGGAAGAGAGCGAGGUGCAGACAGUGGUGGAGGUUCAGGAUCUGCUGGCAGAGCAGGACAUUCUGGAGCGAGAAAACGAGACGGCUGUGUUGCACCUGCAGAGCGCGGAGGAGCAGGAGAGGAGGGAGAGGGAGGAGGCCGAGGGGGAGACGGUGCACCAGGAGCUGGGUGCUGGAGGUCUCGCGGAGCAGCCCCUCUGCCUCCUGCCUGUUGCUUUGGGAGGGGAGCAGGCAGAGGUGCCGGGUGUGGAGCAGGACCUCCUGCAGGGGCCGUUCCCCACGGGGGCCACUGUCCUCUGCAUCACUGACAACCAGGAGGAGAGCCCUUCUGACCUCAUCAAAGACUCCACUUCUCUGCUCUACUAUCAGCUCAGUCCCAUAGAGCCUGGAGCCUUUGAGACCCUGCCCAGAGCAGAGGACGCUCAACAAGAUUCAGGAGGAGAAGAAAAGAAACAAGGAGGAAGAGAGGAGGAGUCAAAGGAUGAUAAGCCUGAAGAGAUCAAAUGCAGGCAGCGUUUAGGCAAGUCUUUGGCCAAUGUGAUCCUGUGCUCGGAGGAAGUAGUGGAGAGGCCCUCGGGUCCCCAGCAGAGCCUCCCUGAAGUGCAGUGCCAACGGGAGUUGUGCUUGGAGGGAGAAGUACAUCCACUGCCUCCUGAAGUUUAGUUUUAGCUUCUCUGCAGAUAUUUUGCACAAUAGCUUCAUCCAAGAUGAAAAAAAAAAAAAAUACAUGUUUCACAUUUAUUACUGCUAUCAUCAAAAAUUAUUACAGGUUGCAAUCUCUUGUAGUGACUGUCAUUGAAUUACGUGGAGUAUUACAAUACAUGAGGGUAGGGGGAUGCUGAAAGCACAUAUAGAUCACUCCCUUGAAGUAAUAUGGAUGCAGUACAACAAUGUACGUAAUUCUGUUGGGGGUGAUGAAUGCGGCCUUAAUGGAAAAAAAACAUGAAAACACUUGUGUGUAGGAGUCAUUUUUCAAUGAGAAAGUACAGCAAGUAGGGCUUUGUUAAUUUCCAAUGUAGCGAACAGAAAAACACAACGUAUGAAUGCUGACAUAAGCCUUUUGUUUGAUGAUGUAUAACACUAUCAACACUAAACACAAACCUUUUUUGCAGCGGGCAAAAACCUGGUAACUUCAGGGCUCGACAUUAAGGGUUGCCAGGUUGUCAUUGGCAACCAUUUUGAGAAAUUUGCAACCUUAACCUGUAAAAAUAGGGACAACAAACAGCAAAACGCGCACCCACGAAUACAUAUUUUUUAUUAAUAUUUGUUGAAUUAGUGAUAUUCAAUUAUUUAUGUUAGUCAGAACCAGACAACGCCGCACGUACGUUGGUGUGUUUACUAGCAUGUGCACAGUUAUCUCUUUUAGAGACAAUGUUGAUGGACUGUGGAAAGUUUGACUAAUCCAUCUACAUCACAAAUGAGUGUGCAAAUUGAUUAAACUGAUAAAGAACCAGAUGGACCUGAAAAAUCAAUUUAGCGAAGUAUCUCAGCAUCCUGGAGCUGGACCAAGAAAUAUACUGCAAAGCAUGUACAACACCUCGAUACCUGACACCUCAAGUCCACUAACUCAAAGCAAUCCGAGCAGGCAGCUCCAAAACAUAUUGCAUCGUAUCUUAUACUCCAAAUAUAAAAAUGGCAACCAUAUUUCCAGUUUCAGUAACCAGAAGCUGAUGCCUGGUUGCCAGCCUGGCAACCACUUUUAAAGUUAGUGUUGAGCCCUGUAAUUUAGACACCCACUGGCUCACUUUCCAUUGCGGCAAACACGUGCCAUCAAGCCAAAUGAAGGCCUCUGAUAGUGCCAUCUGUUGAAAAUAGACCUAACAAUCCUGGAAAUACUUGUUUUUGUGUACUGUAUGUGUGUUUGCAAUGUGCAAGACAGAGCCGAGGUUGCUGCUUUAAAAAAAUUAAAUAAGAGGUUAAGGAAUGAAGUCAAAUUCAUAAGUGAAUAGCAUUUAAAGAGUAAAAGAAAGUAGUUAUACAAAAUUAUGUGAUGUUACUAAUUUAUGAAACAGAUUGAAAACAACCUGAAUUUGUAUAUUUUAUGUUUAAUCUGUACAAUAUGUGUGUACUUUACAUUAGUGUGUCUAAGUGAGAGAAAAAGUUGAGUAUGCAUCUGUGUGUGCAUGUACACGUGUAUGUACUGUAUUAUGAAAAGGGGGAGGGGGAGUAUAUUAGUGAGGAUACAUAUUUUAUUCCUGAAAGGUGCUGAUGUUACAGAUUUACAAUUCACUGUUGUGUUUUCUCUCCCCACCCUCAUGAGGAAAUAGGAUUUCAUGAAGAACGCUAGAAGUAGUGUUGGAGAGCCUCUUGUAGGAACGCAAAAGCUACUGCACUGCAAAUCAUUAAUGUGGCCAUUCUGGAACGAGGUGUGUGUAAAUGCAACAUUUCCUGUCUUUUUUAAAAAGAAAUGUCUGAUUAAUACUGAUCUGCGUAAGUUUGCUGACUCUUCUCACACAAAGUCAGUCUUUUGUUUGGUUGCCUGAAAUUACAGCUGUUCCUUUUUGGCGACUCCUCGGCGAACACAGGACGGGGCUGCCGUGUACGAGAUGUCUAAUGUAUUUCUUUGCCUUUUCUUUUAUAUUGUCCUAAUAUAAAUCUGCUUACGAGUUGCACCAAAGCAGUGGUUUCAAACCUCAUUAGAUGAUGCUCUCAAGCAUCACAUUUAACAAAGCAGUCUCCUGUAGUUAUUGUGAGGGUUUAGAUUUAUUGUGGGCCUUUUGUGUGUUCUCGUGACUUGCCUCGUGCCAUCUUUUAAAAUGGUGAUUAUUGAAAGCUGCCUAUUGUUGAGCUUUUGUCCUCUGCGUUCAAUUGAUAGACUUAGGUUUGGGACCACUGCAUCAAAUUAACUCCAGUACACUAUGUGAUUGUGUGCUUCUCUGUGUGAAAGGGGUGCGAUUGUUGAAAAGAAUAAUACGUUUAGACUUCAUCUAAAAGUUAUGAGAACUACUCUCAUGCUAAUUGUUGCCUAA
Cyclopterus lumpus (lumpfish) is the source of this 4845-nucleotide messenger RNA. RefSeq names its product cysteine-serine-rich nuclear protein 2 (gene csrnp2). The transcript has 5 exons. NCBI's taxonomy places the organism in Eukaryota, Metazoa, Chordata, Actinopteri, Perciformes, Cyclopteridae. Gene Ontology annotation, molecular function: DNA-binding transcription factor activity, RNA polymerase II-specific; sequence-specific DNA binding. Gene Ontology annotation, cellular component: nucleus. Bases 905 to 2539 code for a protein of 544 amino acids. Gene Ontology annotation, biological process: regulation of transcription by RNA polymerase II. The record is from RefSeq and is a predicted model, not a curated record.